UUAACAUAAAUGUCUGAUAAAAAAAAAAUGACAUCCUAUUCAUGCCACAUAUCGUGGCACAAAAGUCCAUAUUAUUGUAAAUUUCACAAUAUAUUACUAAUAUCAUCAUUUCUCUCACAGAGUAAUAUGGAUGUGGAUAUGGCAUCAUCGUCAACGCCAACCAUGCGUUCGGCAGUUUCCGCCCCUCGCUCUGAAGCUGCCCCAAUAGCAGCACCCCGGGCCAACACUGCACCGGCAGCGCCACGAACAACGACAGGCUCCACCGCGACAACGGCUCCGCGUCAAAGCACGCCUGCAUUACCAGCGAACCUGCAACAAAUUCUUUGUCCACUCUGCCGCCGCCCGCAUCGGCUAUCGCACUGCGGUAUCUUCAAAGGCAUGCCGCCGAUGCAACGCCAGCAGGUGGCACAGCCGCACGGGUAUUGCCUGAAUUGUCUGGCAACUUCCCACGCAACUCAGGAGUGCCCAUCACAUAAUCGUUGCCAAAUCUGUGUGCGGGCUCAUCAUACGCUGCUGCACCGUACUACCAGACGUGACUCCGGGCGCACACCGGCUCCUCGCACCAGUAGUAACGUCAGGCGUUCUCAAAGGACUCCUGUGACGACAUACCGCCGGCGCGGACCCUCUCCAGCAGAAUCCCGUCCCUGGCGCCAAAACCGGGCAACAUCAACACGACGCCAUCAUAUUAGGCCGCAAUCCCGCCGUUCAAAAGGUCUCAGCAGCGUUGUAGCUACGCUACAGCAGCUACAGCGGCUUCUAGGGUAAAUACUCGCCUAGUGGGGCCGGGAUGGCUAAAUGAGUAGCGACGUCGCAUCACAUCUGCAUGUGUAUUUCUUUAACGAAUUUCGGUGUAUACUCAUUUUUGUGAGUAACUGUACAUACAUAAGAAUUAUUGGGCAAUUGCUUUCUAUUUCAGAAAAUUUAGAUUUGA
This is a messenger RNA of Bactrocera neohumeralis, 931 nucleotides long. RefSeq lists its product as uncharacterized. The record is from RefSeq and is a predicted model, not a curated record. The transcript has a single exon. NCBI's taxonomy places the organism in Eukaryota, Metazoa, Arthropoda, Insecta, Diptera, Tephritidae. The coding region runs from base 10 to 765 and encodes 251 amino acids.